UGAGAAUUCAAAUUUGCAAAAGGAGUGUAAUAGAUUGAGAUUAGAAAAAAGUGAAAAUUUAAGUACAAUUAAUUCAUUAUGUGAACAAGUUACAUCCCUUAAGUUACAAACCGUUGAAUCUCAAAUUGGCGUUAAAGGAAACAUUGAAACUCUUAUAAGUGAGAAUUCAAGUUUGCAAAAGGAGUGUAAUAGAUUGAGAUUAGAAAAAAGUGAAAAUUUGAGUACAAUAAACUCAUUAAGUGAACAAAUUAUAUCCCUUAAGUCGCGAAUCGUUGAAUCCCAAAUUGGCGUUAAAGGAGAUAUUGAACCUCUUAAAAGUGAGAAUUCAAGUUUGCGAAAGGAGUGUAAUAGAUUGAGAUCCGAAAAAAGUGAAAAUUUAAAUACACUAAAUUCAUUAAGUGAACAAAUUACAUCUCUUAAGUCACAAACCGACGAGUCCCAAAUUGGCGUUAAGGACAUUGAAACUCUUAAAAAUGAGAAUUCAAGUUUGCAAAAGGAGUGUAGUAGUUUGAGAUUAGAAAAAAAUGAAAACUUAAGUACAAUAAGUUCAUUACGUGAACAAAUUACAUCCCUUAAGUCACAAGUUGCUGAAUAUCAAAUCAGCAUUAAAAGAGACAUUGAAACUCUUAAAAGUGAGAAUUCAAGUUUGCAAAAAGAGUGUAAUAGUUUGAGAUUAGAAAAAAGUAAAAAUUUAG
Molecule: messenger RNA, 695 nt
Organism: Racocetra persica
Lineage: Eukaryota; Fungi; Glomeromycota; Glomeromycetes; Diversisporales; Gigasporaceae
Source: the annotation of a GenBank genome assembly